AUAUUCCUGUCUAGUGAAACGACAAUACAAUUUCCACACGAUAUUCGGUGUAACACCUUGUCAGUCAUAAAACUUAGUGAUUUUUCAUUGAACACUUUUCACACCAUGCUUUUCCCAUUUUCCGCCCCAAAAGCGGCUCAAAGGAGGUCCGUGGAUAUUUCUGAAACGCGCUGCGGUUUUAGCUUUGUCAAUUGCAGGAGGAAUGCUGAUCUAUUGGCCCAAGGCUAUGAGCCGCCGAAGGCUAUCCGCACGGGCACCUCCAUUGUGGGCAUUAUCUAUAAGGAUGGCGUUAUCCUGGGCGCCGAUACUCGCGCCACCGAAGGACCCAUUGUCUCCGACAAGAACUGCUCCAAAAUUCACCAUCUCCAGGAUCACAUAUAUUGCUGUGGAGCUGGCACCGCUGCCGACACGGAGAUGAUGACCCUGACGACCUCCGCGGAGCUGGAUCUGCACCAGCUGAACACCGGGAGGCAGGUGCCGGUGGUCUGCGCCAGCAUGCUGCUCCGCCGAACCCUCUUCCGCUACCAGGGACACAUCGGGGCCGCUCUGGUGAUGGGCGGGGUGGACAGGACCGGUCCCCAGAUCUACUGCAUCUAUCCGUGCGGGUCCAACGACAAGAUCCCCUAUGCGGCCAUGGGUUCGGGCACUCUGGCCGCGAUGUCUGUGCUGGAACACGGCUGGAGACCCGACUUGGACCGGGAUCAGGGCAAGCAGCUGGUCCGCGAGGCCAUCUCGGCGGGCGUGUUCAACGAUCUGGGCUCCGGAUCGAACAUAGAUCUCUGUGUGAUCACCAAGAAGGGGGCGGAGUACCUGAGAACGGACACGAUUGCCAGCGAGAAGGGUGAAAGGUUGGGCAAAUACGGCAUAAAACCCAAUACCACCAUGGUGACCUCCACGUCGGUGCUGAGUCUUCUGGUCACCGAUGAGCGAACCUUUGGAGUUUCCCCAUUUGCCUCGAAAUCAGCCGUGGAUCAGGAUCAAAAGCCGGGCACCAGUGGCGUCCAAAGGGCUGAUCCCAAGGAGGAGGUGGACCCACCCGAAGGAUCCCAGAAAAAAUCACUGUAGAUAGUUUAACAUUUUCAUUUAAAUUCUAGCAAAUUAAUCGUUAACAAGCCACUUGACUACACAUAAAUG
Drosophila suzukii is the source of this 1134-nucleotide messenger RNA. RefSeq names its product Proteasome beta2 subunit-related 1 (gene Prosbeta2R1). Gene Ontology annotation, cellular component: proteasome core complex. Gene Ontology annotation, molecular function: threonine-type endopeptidase activity. The record is from RefSeq and is a predicted model, not a curated record. NCBI's taxonomy places the organism in Eukaryota, Metazoa, Arthropoda, Insecta, Diptera, Drosophilidae.